This is a messenger RNA of Fusarium venenatum, 7158 nucleotides long. RefSeq lists its product as uncharacterized. Gene Ontology annotation, biological process: secondary metabolite biosynthetic process; amino acid activation for nonribosomal peptide biosynthetic process. Lineage: Eukaryota; Fungi; Ascomycota; Sordariomycetes; Hypocreales; Nectriaceae. Gene Ontology annotation, cellular component: cytoplasm. Gene Ontology annotation, molecular function: phosphopantetheine binding; catalytic activity. The record is from RefSeq and is a predicted model, not a curated record.
AUGGCACCCCCAGCAGCAGUAUCGCCACUUUUUGUGCCCUCUGUUGGUCCUCCAUCUGAUUUCCAUGCGUUGGAACCACAAUGGGACACUGUCAAUGUCGAAUGUUCGGGAUUGACCAACAAAGCCCUUACCAACUGGCUACACAAGGAGUGCAAGAGCCACUUGAGUCUUGUACAAGCUGCAUGGGCCCUAUGUCUUCGAAGUUAUACUGGCUCUGAGGAUGUUUGGUUUACCUGCUUGAACCCUGAAAGGAACUAUCAUUGUCAUAUCUCACCAGACCAACAUGUUCGAACGUUGUUCGAUCUCCAAAAUGUUGAUUCAAUUGGACAGAAUCGCACAACAUUUUGGGAUACCAUCUCUGUCAUCCUAUCCCACGAGGAAUCCAUCGAGGUUAUAGAUGGAUCUACAAUGUUUGACCUCGCUGUAUGCUUUUCACAAAGGCCAGAGACACGUCUACCCAAUGUGAAGAUAUACCACAGGUCAUCAAAGGUUCUCCCUGCCAUGGCGGAGAUGAUCGCUGCUACAGUUGCCAAGUCAAUUGAACAGAUUGUUGCCGAAAUUGACUCAAAGAUCAAUGAACUUGAAGUGUGCAGUGAUCUGGACAUUAAUAGGCUCACUAGAUGGAACAUUUUAUCAAUUGAAGAAGACCCCAUACCAGAACCCAUCCACCGAGUCAUCUCCCAAAACAGCACAUUGCACCCCACAUCUAUUGCUGUCUCAGCCUGGGACGGAGAUUUUACAUAUCAAGAGCUGGACCGUCUCGCGACAGGUCUCGCAAUAUGGCUCCAGCAUCUUGGUAUCGUCGGUCCAGAAGUCUUUGUCCCUCUCGUCUUUGACAAGUCCAGAUGGGCGGUUGUUGCACAGUUGGGUGUUCUCAAAGCCGGUGGUGCGUACUUCUUCAUCAACCCGUCUCAUCCCGUACAGUACAGUCGCGAGCUAUGUUCAUCUUUGAACCCACUUGUGGCAGUGUGCUCGGCAAACCACAGUCCUAUCGCAAAAGAGCUCGUUUGUGAAGCUAUUGCGAUCGGUGACCAGGUUCGUGACCUGUUGGAGUCUAUCCCCGUGGACGAUGAUCCUAGAUCACCAACAGUCAACAUCAGCACGUCAAAUGCUAUGUAUAUCACGUUUACUUCUGGAACAACGGGUGUGCCGAAGGGAAUCACCACGGAACACUCUGCGUUUUACUGUAUGGCUGUAGCGAACGCAAAGGCUCUUCAUAUUGAUGACAGAACAAGAAUGUUGCAGUUCGCAUCAUAUUCUUUCGAUGUUAGCAAUCGUGACACAAUUGUCACGCUUAUGUUCGGGGGCUGUGUUUGCAUUCCAUCCGAGUCUGAUCGUUUGAACAACCUCGCAGGUUUUAUGACACAAUAUCAAGUGAACCUCGCUAGCUUGACACCCUCUAUGGCUAGUACUCUCAGUCCACCAUCAUGCCCCACACUUCGAGGACUGGUCCUUGGAGGUGAACCCAUGACAGAGAGUCAUAUCUCGACAUGGUCAAAACACGUACAGCUUUUCAACGCUUAUGGUGUGAGUGAGAGUACUGGUAUAGCAGCGUUGGCUUCAAACUUCAAGCCAGGUGUUUCGCCAAGCAACAUCGGGUAUGGGUGUGGCUCCAGGUUAUGGGUCGUUGCGAUAGACCAGCCUGACAAGCUAGCACCUAUUGGUGCCCUGGGCGAACUCGUCAUCGAAGGUCCGUCCAUCUCGCGUGGUUAUCUGGGCGACAAGAGUCGAACAGACCAACACUUCACAUCGGAUCCAACGUGGAAGAAGCGGAUUUAUGAAGAAUACGGCCACCGAAACUCUAGCAGUCCAACGUUUCGCACAGGAGACCUGGUUCGAUACAAUCUCGAUGGAUCAUUGCAGUUGGCAGGAAGGAGAGAUCACCAAGUCAAAGUCAACGGACAGAGACUGGAAUUGACAGCAGUUGAACAUCACAUUUCAGCUUGUCCGCAAGUAACCGAAGCAGGUUUCUCCCACAUCGCUGUGGUUGCUGUUAAGGUCGGGAACACCGGGACUACGAAGCUCGUUGCUUUCCUAGGACAGGACACAUCCAGAGAGACAUGUACUCCCGCUCAGAUGGUACCGGAGCAGCUGAAGCACAUGGAUGGCUUGAGGUCGGCCCUCGAAAUAUAUCUUCUCAUGGAUUUGCCAUCAUUCAUGGUUCCAUCAGAGUUUGUCUUUCUACAACAUAUGCCGCUCACAACAUCCAACAAACUCAACCGACUUCUUUUGCAGAAUACGGCUACUCAAGCUUUGUCCGUCCAUCAAGACGAAAGUCUCAAUGGCCAUGAACUGAGCGAUGACGAACGGCCAUUGACCGAGAAUGAGCGGGUGCUUGCGGAGACUUGGGCGACGAUACUGGGUAUCAACGAGUCGAUCAUCUCACGAAAUGACUGCUUCUUUCGACGCGGUGGUGACUCAAUGGCCGCCAUAAAAAUGGUAGCGAGUCUUCGUGAUGCAGGAUUCAGUAUCUCUGUAUCCGACAUCUUCAAGGCAUCUAUCUUAUCGGAAUUGGCUCGGCUUAUGGUUCUAACGGAUGGUCUAUCUUCUCCAACAACUCUUGCACCAUUUGCACUGCUUCAAGAUGCUGAGAAGACUAUCGCCACGAUCGCGGAAGAGUCGAGCCUCGUGGUUGACGAAAUUGAGGAUGCAUAUGCAUGCACACAUAUGCAGCAAGGACUUCUCGCCUUGACGGCGCAGAACUCACGGGCGUACAUCGGCACCUAUGUCUGGCAACUUGCUUCUGAGGUUGAUAAGAAGCGGUUCAAACAUGCUUGGCAGGAAGUCUGGCAGAACAACCCCAUUCUUCGUACUCGGGCGGCCCAGACAUCAGAGGGACUUUUGCAGGUCGUCAUGCGGGCUGACAUGCCGUGGGAGGAAGUCUCUUCUGUGACAGGCUUCCCAACGGUGAUUGACAUCACUGAAGGCCCUCUAGUCAGACUUUAUCUGAGCGCUGAGGCCUUCCGUAUCGACAUCCACCACGCCUUGUUUGAUGAAUGGUCUCUCGAUUUACUCGUGACGCAAGUUGAGCGAGCUUACACCGGAGGAGACCUUCAUAUGAAGCCAUUUAGCCUAUUUGUGCGACAUUUGCUUGAAUCAGACGAUGUGAGCUCUGAGGCAUUCUGGCGUCAACAGUUCUCGGGUCUGGAAGCCGAGCACUUCCCAGCAACCGCUUCAAAGGCGGGAACCACAACAAAGACAAUUGUGCUUGAACGCAAUCUGUCGCUUGAUGCUGACACGUCGACCAAGUACACACUCUCAUCAGUUGUUCGACUUGCGUGGGCGAUUCUUCUAUGGCAUCAAACGGGUUCUGAAGAUGUCGUGUUUGGUGCUACUGUUAGCGGUCGUAAUGCCAACGUCGAUGGUGUCGAUCAGAUCAGUGGGCCAACCUUGGCAACUCUACCCAUUCGCGUCAAACUGCCAAUUGCGAGAUCCGUUCGCGAGGUUCUAUCAGACAUCCAGGAUGAAUUUGUCAACAUGAUUCCACAUGAGCAGACGGGUCUAUCACGCAUUCGACAAUACGGCAAGGAAGCUAGUGAGGCUUGCAACUUCCAGAAUCUGCUUGUUGUACAACCACACGAACAGAAGAUGGAGUCUUCCAUCUUCCAAUCCUCUAAUGGCGAUGCAUCUUCAUCGGGUAAUGUAAAGGCAUUUGCAAGCUACCCCCUGGUCUUGACAUGUCGGCCAGACGAAGGUCGAGUCAACUUCAAGGUGGCAUUUGACUCUAACCUAAUCACCUCAGAGAUUGGUGACAGUCUUCUCAGACAGCUAUCACACGUUGUUCGACAGAUCAUGACAUCUGAAUCUGUGGCGAUCAGAGACAUCAGCCUGGUACCUCCACAUGACAUGGAGAAGUUGCGAAAAUGGAAUCAGUCAGUCCCGAAAUCUGUCGAGAUUUGCAUUCACGAUCGCAUUCGACAGCUUUCUACAGACCAUCCAGAUGCACUUGCAGUCCACUCCAUGGAUCUUGACUUGACUUACCGACAAGUCGAGGAAUAUUCCAAUCGCUUUGCAUGUCAUUUGAUGAGUCGAGGCGUCAGGCGAGGUGACUUUGUACCUGUCUUGAUUGAAAGAUCACCCUGGGCCCCAGUCAUUAUACUCUCAGUCCUCAAGACCGGCGCGGCCUUUGUUCUUCUUGAUCUUUCACACCCUGUUCAAAGGUUGAGGACGAUGUGUUCUAUGAUCGAUUCCAAGAUUCUCGUUGCUUUUGAACAGACCAAGCACAUUGGCGACAAGCUGUCACUUCCAAUCACAACCUUCGACCCGACGGCGUUUUGUGAAGGACAGGACUCAUACUCUUCAACUCAGACCGUCUCUCCAGACCUAGACGCCCCUGCUUGUGUUGUUUUCAGCUCCGGAUCUACAGGCGUACCUAAGGGUAUCGUACUUCCCCAUGGUGCUAUCGCCACAAGCGCGGCUGUUAUGCGAGAACAUGGUAACCUUACUGCAAACAGUCGUGUGUUCCAUUUUGCCUCAUUCGCAUUCGAUAUCAGCAUCGGAGAGAUCUUGUUGACUCUUGCAGCGGGUGCUUGCAUUUGUGUACCACGUGAGGAACAACGAAGGGACAAUCCCGCCAAGGCAGCAGGCGAUCUCAAGGCCACAUGGGCACUGUUGACUCCAUCCGUCAUCAACCUCUUCAAUCCUUCAGAUGUUCCAACUUUGGAGACUCUUGGCUCGUGCGGUGAACCUCUUACCUCUCAGAUUGUGGGUAUCUGGGCACAUAGGUUGGAGCUGUUCGCCAUGUAUGCCCCAGCAGAAUGCACUGUCAUCUCACACAUCGGACGCGUUUUGCCAGACACCCACCCGUCUCAUAUCGGGCGAAGCUUCGGAGCUGCCUCAUGGGUGGUUGAUCCAGCCGAUCACAACAGGCUUGUUCCCAUUGGCACAGUUGGCGAACUACUAGUGGAAGGACCUGUGGUUUCCACUGGCUACCUGAAGGACCAGACGAAGACUGAUCAGGUCUUCGUCAACAACCUUUCCUGGCUCUCCCAGUUCCGUUCAGGUUGUGGAAGAGUGUACAAAACUGGCGACCUUGUCAGACAGAUGCCUGAUGGUUCUCUACAAUUCCUAGGACGAAAGGAUGAUCAGGUGAAACUUCACGGCCAGAGACUUGAAGUCGGUGAAGUCGAGCACUGCUUACAAUCAGCCUGUAAUGACAUCAAGGCUGUUGCCGUUGAGUGCGUCAAGAUUGCGGAACAGAACAACCGUGCCGCGUUGGUCGCGUUUCUUGCACCGCACACUGAAGGAACAUGGGGCCCAAUUUCUAGCGACAAUCCGCCUGAGAACAGUGAUUUACAGUGGAUCACUUCGCCAAACGAACUGUUCUACUCCACCAUUGAAUCGCUGGAUGCUUCUUCUCGGGAUCAACUCCCAUCGUACAUGGUUCCCACGUACUUCAUACCCGUAGCUCAUCUUCCUCUUAGCCUCUCGGGCAAGAUCAAUCGACGUCUUCUGCGCGAGGAGUUCUCGAAGACUAUCUCGAGAAAUCUCGAUUCGUACCAGUUGAGAACCAGCACUGCUGAGCUGGGAGAAGCACCAAAGACUGCACAUGAUCGAGAGAUUCAAGACAUCUUUGCGAAGGUUCUCAAUUCGGACAUUCAGUCGGUACCUAUGUAUGGCCAUUUCUUCAGUCUUGGAGGAGAUUCGAUCUCGGCGAUGGCUGCUUCCACGCUUGCCAGACGGAGAGGUAUUGACUUGACUGUCGCUACCAUUUUUACGCAUCAGAUCCUAUCCAAGAUCUCUUUGGCAUGCGCUCCAGUCAAUGGGGAGAUGUUAAAGACUGGGGAAGGCAAGGCCGAUCAUGAGGAACAGACUGGAAAUACUCCGAAUGGUGGCCAGAUCCCUCUUGACGAACUUCCAGGCCACAUCCCACAAGAUGUCUUGGACAAUGCCAUUGAAGCCAGCCCCGCGACCGAAUUCCAAGUGAUGACUCUGUUCAACUUUUACAGUCGUUACCUAUGGAUCUCGUUGCCUGGCGGGGUAGAUGAAGAGCGCUUGGAGGCUGCCUGCAACAGCCUUGUUCAGAAGCACUCCAUCUUGCGCACAGUCUUUUACACCAACGCUAGUGGUGGUUCGAUCCUCCAAUUGACUCUACGAAACAUGCCAGUCACUUUGACGCAUUAUCCUAGUGUUGAUGAUAUGGAAAGGCACUGUGCAGAUGACUCUAUUGCUAUGGGUGUGCCCAUUGAUGGUAAUCCUGGGCUACAAGUCCAACUUUUGAAGUUGAGAGAUUCGCGAAUGUUCUUGGCAUUGCGACUACCUCAUGCCUUAUUUGAUGGAAUGUCUCUGAGUACUAUUUGCGAAGAUCUCAGUUCUGCCUACACGGGACAAGAAAUGUCGCCCUGCGCUCAGUUCUCGGACCAUGUACGACAGGUCUGGGAGAAGCGAACACCUGAGACUUACCAGGUAUGGAGAGAUGUUCUGCAAAAUACUCCCGUUACCAUCAUGAGUAAUGAGAGUGAAUCUCUUCCGAAGAAGGCUGCGUCAACAUCUAUCGCACACCAACCUCGAGGUGUGACUGCAACAUUGGAGACUGUCCCAAUUUCACCACCCAAGAGCACGACCAUGGCAACAUUGGUCAAACUGGCGUGGGCAGUCACACUUUCUAGACUAUUCACUCCUUCACAGAGCGACAGUGGCUCGAGUGAUGUUGUCUUUGGACAGGUUGUUCACGGCCGUGGUCUUGGAAUACCCCACGAAGACCGCAUCGUCGGUCCAUGCCUCAACAUUAUUCCAGUACGGGUACACUUCCCACUAUCACCCAACAAACAUGACCUACUCUCUCAAGUGCAACAACAACACGUUCAAACAAUGUCGGUUCAAAAUCUCGGUCUUGACGAGAUUACUCGCAACUGUACCUCGUGGGAGCCUGGGACCAAGUUUGGCAGUUUUGUAAGGUUCCAAAACUUCACCAACAGUGAUGAUCCUACCUGUGAUUUUGAUGGACACACUUGCGAGACAGGGCUGUAUAGUCUGCCUAAUCGCCCGUCCAAAACAGCGAAUGUGCUUGUUGUUCCAACGGGCUCUCGAUUGAAGAUUACAAUGACGGUUUCCAGCGAGGUGCUGGAUGAAGAGGCAGCGGAUUAUGUAGUCAAGUAUUUCGGUGAUGUGAUUGAAAGUUUAGGCAAAGAUGAGGAUGAGUGCAGUUAUCUUGGGUAA